Molecule: messenger RNA, 5048 nt
Organism: Odocoileus virginianus texanus
Lineage: Eukaryota; Metazoa; Chordata; Mammalia; Artiodactyla; Cervidae
Source: RefSeq, a predicted model, not a curated record
CUCUUGCGCAUGCGCGGCCCCGCUGGCCAAAGAAGUUCAUAGCCUUUGUGAGGCGGUGGUGGGGGGUACUAGCUUCGAGGGCCGAGCCGGCUCGGGACGGAGCGAAGCCUUUUGGAGGAGCCCCCCGAGGGGCGGCGGGAAGGAGGACCACGAGGCCUCGGGGCUUCCCGCCCCUCCGCCCCGAGAGGGCUGCGCUGGGGGGAGAGCAGGACCUUCAGGGCCGGGAGGAGGCGGUGACCAUGGAGACUGAUGUGGCCGAAACGCCCGGGAAGAGAGCUCUGCCUCCCCAGGAUUCUCCCUUUUCCCAAGAAGACUGCACAGAAGAGGGAGAAGUGGCAGCUUUGCGCCUCACGGCCAGGUCUCAGGCAUCAGUGACCUUCAAGGAUGUGGCCAUGGACUUUACCCCAGAGGAGUGGGGGAGGCUGGAUCCUGCCCAGAGGGACGUGAUGCUGGAGAACUACAGGAACCUGGUCUCACUCUGGCUUCCAGUUUCCAAACCUGAGAACCACAGUUUGGAGAAUGGAAAAGAACAACUGCUGCUUGAGAGAAAAGCCCCCAAAAGCAGCUGCUCAGGAGUCAAAUCUACUUCCUCAUUGAAGCCAUGCUUUUCACCUUCAUUAACUCUGACCUGUUACAGAACUGCCAUUUUGUCAAACUCAGAGGACGAAGGAAAUUUGCAUUUCCAAUUUCUUUCAGACUCGGAGACUAGUCCCAGAAGCAAGGAUUCAACUUCAGUGCAAGAUUUUUCCAAAGAAGAAUCAUGCCAGGUUGCAGUCAUAGACAGACUGACAAGGGACAGUGUCUGUGACUCCAGCACAGAAACAACUCUCGACUGUGAAGGGUGGUUGGAGAAUCAGCAGGGAAGUCAGGAGAGACACUGGAGAGGAAUGUUCACCCACAUGAAUUCACUCCCAGAAGAGAGAGCCCCUGAGCAUGAUGUUUACUGGAAAAACCUAGGCCAGAAGUCAGUCCUUCUCACUCAAGACAGAGUUCCCAAAGGACCCUAUGCCUUCCACACCCUUGAAAAAAGACUGAAACAGAAAUCUACCUUAAUGAAAAAGCAGAGGACCUAUAAAGAAAAGAAACCUCAUAAAUGCAAUGACUGUGGUGAACUCUUCACUUACCACUCAGUGCUCAUUCGACACCAGAGGGUCCAUACAGGGGAGAAGCCCUACAGCUGUGCAGACUGUGGGAAAUCUUUCAGCCACAGGGCUAAUUUAACCAAACAUCAGAGAACUCACACAAGAAUUCUCUUCGAGUGCAGUGAGUGCAAAAAAGCCUUCACCGAAAGUGCAUCCCUUGCCAUUCAUCAGAGGAUUCACAUCGGAGAGAGACCAUAUGAGUGCGGUGAGUGUGGGAAAGGCUUUAAUCGAAGCACCCACCUUGUGCAGCACCAGCUGAUCCACACGGGGGUGAAGCCCUAUGAAUGUAACGAGUGUGAUAAAGCCUUCAUUCAUUCCUCAGCACUCAUUAAACAUCAAAGAACUCACACUGGAGAGAAACCUUACAAAUGCCAGGAGUGUGGGAAAGCCUUUAGCCACUGCUCAUCACUUACCAAACAUCAGAGGGUUCACACCGGAGAAAAACCCUAUGAGUGCAGCGAAUGUGGGAAGACCUUCAGUCAGAGCACACAUCUUGUCCAGCAUCAGAGGAUUCACACGGGAGAGAAACCCUACGAGUGUCACGAGUGUGGGAAAACCUUCAGCCGGAGCUCCAAUUUCGCUAAACAUCAAAGAAUUCAUAUUGGCAAGAAACCAUACAAAUGUAACGAGUGCAGCAAAGCCUUCAUUCAUUCAUCAGCCCUUAUUCAACACCAGAGAACUCAUACUGGGGAGAAACCCUACAGGUGUAACGAGUGUGGGAAGAGCUUUAAGUGCAGUUCGUCCCUCAUCAGACAUCAGAGGAUUCACAUGGAAGAGCAGCCCUGAAAAAUGACUUGAGUGCAAAGGAAUGUAAGUUGGUGUUAUUGCAUGUUAAAUACCUGAAUGGUUUAGGAAGAAGACCCAAAAAAUGCUGCCUGAGAAACAGUUCUGUGUGCAUCUAAUUCUACUCACGUAAUACAAUAGUUUUGAGCCAUAAGCAGAAUGUUUCUUCUAUCCAUUGAUUUGAUCAUUCUGAAUGCUUCCAGCCAGAAAUCUCAAAGGUUGAUCCCUAAACCACCACCCCACUACCCACAAUGCUCUUUUUUAGAAAUUCAGAAAGUCCUUGGGAGUGGGUAGCAAUACAGUCAUUGUGAAGUCCAGUUCCCCCUCUUUGUCACGCCAAAACCUGUUACUGCAUCUCACUGUGUAAGGACAUCCUUAUCUUGUAGGUGAGGCUGAGGGUUCGUAUCCUCACUUAUCAGGAAGACACAGAGCUGUUUAUUUUCAAAUCCAAAGUGGACACCCAGCUAUCUGAAGAAUGUCAUUUCUUUUACAUUAACUAUAAAAAUUUAAAAAUUAGAGUUGAAAUACACUCUGGCUUCCCUCCCAGCCCCAAAGGCCGCUGUCUCAAUUGAUGAACAAAUGGGGUCUGAGUUACGCCCACAUGGAUUAGGCUGACACUUAGAUGGUUAUUACCCCUCUGCUGGGUACAUCCUCACUGCACACUUCCUUGAAAGUGACCUUGAGAUAGGGAAAGAGUUGGAACCUUAACUAUAGUUUUUUUUCAGGUCCCUCUUUCCUUAUCUUUGACACUGAAUAAAUCCUUGGUUUUCUGUAACCACAGAAUUAGGGAGAUUUCACUCCUUUACCUCAUUCUGCUCUGUGUAAAGUAAGUUUUGUCACUUUGAGAAAAAGCCCCUGGGAUAUGGAGAGUCUAGAAAGUUGACUGAUUCACUGUGCUGUUCCAUUUAGAGUCCCAGGCAAGAAGAAGACCUGGAGCAGCUCUGAGGCACAAGAAAUAUAUCUUCAGACCUCACAUUAUGCACAUUUUUGGUCAUCGAUCUCCUGUGUAUUGGUCUUUGUUGUAUCCCAGAGCCCUGGAGAAGGUAGAAAAGGCACAGAGCCACACUGAUCUUGACAUAAGUUUCGUGGGUGACCAAAGACCUUGUAGUGGGAUGGAAACACAAAAGCAAGAGUUCAAAUAAAUAUUUAGCAGGCCUCCACACAAAAGUCUUGUUAUAGACUUUUUAUUUUAUUGUUACAGAGACUAACAAACUGUGAAAAGAAGAUUAUAGAAAAGAGAGAGGAAACAGUUGCAGAUUUCCUCUUCUCCUAAAUCCUGUCCUUGAUGAACACUCAACAGCCAGCCCAUGCUUUUCCCCUCCACAUUAUCCCCAUUACUCCUUACAGUUCUCAUCGUUCCCUCCGUAUACCUUAGUUCUAUCAUUGAGGAAAAGGAGAGGAAGAGUUUAAAGUGGGGGUAAUAGAAAUCAAGGUCAGGUCUAAAGCCAGCAAUAAUGGAAACCAAAGCAAUAGGAAAUAGAGUGUAAAGGACUAAGGACAGGCUUUGAAAAGAAUUAAAAAAAAAAAAAAUCUUUCAAAGAGGUGGAACUCUUGAGAGAUGAAACUAGGAGAAUGGCUGACAUAGGACAAAAUAAAAAGGAGCUCAGCCCUCUCAUCACUUGAUACUCAGAUUAACAACCUGAAGCAGGAAUUGACAAACUGGCCUGGACCCACCACCUAUUUCUGUAAAUAGUGUUUAAUUGGAACUGGGCCUCACUCAUUAUUUACAUGUCAUGUGUAGCUGUUUUUGUACUAAAAUAGUGGAAUUAAGUAGUUAAGGCAGAGACUUCAUGUCCCAAAAAGCCUGAAAUACUUGCUGUUUCUCAACAUUCCAGGUGUUUGAGUGAGACAAAGUUCAUUCAUCAUUUGACAGCCAAUACUUGGCUAACACAAGAUUAGUGGGUUUGAAUUCUAUCACCUCCACUUGGCAAUUAUGUGACUGAAAAGCUACUUCUUUCUGAGCCCCAUUCUUAUCUGUGAAAUGGGAACAGGUCAUCCCUCAAGGCUGUUGUGAGGCUAAGACUGCAGGUAGAGAAUCUAGCACACAAUUACUCUUUUCUCUCAUUAGUUUCCAGGAGCUAAAAUCCAUGGGUGCUCAAGUCCCUUACAGAAAAUGAUGUAGUACAGUUGGCCCUCUGUUUCUGAGGCUUUUGCAUUCUCAGAUUCAACCAACCAUGGAUGGAAAUUUGCAUCCAUGGUUGGUUGAAUCUGCUGAUGCAAAACAAAAUAAAGAGGGCAGGUUGUAUUUAUUAAAAACAUGCAUGUAAGUGGACCUGUGAAGUUCAAACCUGUACUAUUCAAGGAAGGAUUGACUUAACAUAUUUUAAUGAAGUGAUGAGUCAGUUUAGUCUGCUGUAAUGAAAUGUCACUAAGUGGUUUGUUUAUAAACAACUGUCUCACAGUUCUGGAGACUGGAAAGUCCAGGAUCAAGACCCUGGUAGAAUGUCUGAUGAGGCCCCUUCCUGGUCCACAGAUGGCCAUCUGUUUGCUGUGUCCUCCCAUGGUGGAAGGGCUGGGAAGGUCUCUGGGGCCUCUUUCAUGAGGGCAUGUUUGUGAGGACUCCUCUCAUGACCUCAUCACCUCCCAAAGGCCCCGCUUCCAAAUACCAGCACUUUGGGAAUUAAGUUUCAAGGUGAAUUGGGGGGUGGGGGUGGGGACACAAACAUUCCAUCUAUUAACAAGUGGCUGAGCAUCAAUCAGAAGUACUUAGUGUGUUUUCCACACCCUUUGUUUAUUGAUCUAGAGCUGACCACCCUGUACAUCAGUAGAGAAGGGCUUCACAGCUCUCUGCUCUUGCUCCAUCCCACACAGCCUCCUGGAGACCUCAUGGAAUCUGCCUUUUUUCCCUCUUAAGUAUCACAUAACCAGGAGCUGUCCCAUAUGUCUUCUAACUGCAGUUUAGGUCAAGGGACUUAGUCUAAACUAGUUUUACUAAGAGCUCUGGCCUUUUUCAUAUCAGUAUUUGUUCCUUUUAUGCUUAAGAGUUUAAUCUGACUGCGUGUUUGUACUCCCACGGGAAUCUUGGAAGUUUUAGUGUCCUGCUUUUCAAAUGUUUUUUAUUAUCUGUAAACUAAAUUUGAUUGUUCUUAUUGGCCUACUGUCAAUAAAGAUAUCGUUUGUAUA